AUGGUGGAUGUGAAGUGUCUGAGUGACGAUGAAUUACAGAACGAACUUGACAAGUUUGGAUUUUCACCUGGCCCAAUACUACCUUCCACCAGAAAAGUGUAUGAAAGGAAGUUAUUAGUGCAAUUGUUGGUCUCAACUCCCUGUGCAUCACCCGAGAUGAACGGACCCAGAGAACUGGACAGAGCUCAGGACUUUGAUGACAGUGAAGAGCUUAAUGCCACUAUCAUUUUGAAAGGAAAUAUCAUAUUCUCAUCAGAAAAAAGCAAGGGACCCAAAAAAAGACCCAAGGCUUCCACCAGUAAACCAAAAGCCCUAGAAGACUUCUGCCUGGAUUCUAAGCGUUCUAAGGGAAGAAGGUGUGCUGCGAGAGCAUCAGACGUCAGAUUCAAAGCAUGGAAUAACAUCAGAGAGAACGCCUGCUGCGUGGUGAACAGGAGAGCUGGGAGCAGGAACAUAGAAACGUUUCCAGUAGGCUUGAAACUUGCUGUGUUUGGCAUCUUCAUCACUGUGAUAUUUGUCUACAUAACUGUGGAAGGGAAGCCACUCUUUGGUUAA
This is a messenger RNA of Lipotes vexillifer (Yangtze River dolphin), 555 nucleotides long. It is a transcript of the gene LEMD1, whose product is annotated as LEM domain containing 1. The record is from RefSeq and is a predicted model, not a curated record. NCBI's taxonomy places the organism in Eukaryota, Metazoa, Chordata, Mammalia, Artiodactyla, Lipotidae.